GCGCGGGGAGGCGGCGCCGGGCAUGGGCAGGGGACGCGGCGGCCCCACGGCGGGGGCAGCGGGCGGCAGGGGCGGAGGCGGCCGCAGCUAGCGCCCUGCCCGGCGCUGCCUCCCUCGGCGCGCUCGUCCGGCGGACCCGCAGGCGGCGGACCGGCUCCAGGCUGCAGGGAAGGGCCCUGCCUCCGCGAGGAACCGUUGGUGGUGAGACCCGCUCGGAAGGAAGUAAGACGUUGCCAUCACAGGUUGGGGCUCAGCUACAUUUCCAGAACCAUCUAGUCAAGAUGGUAGACACAGAAAGUCCGAUUUGCCCCCUCUCCCCACUCGAGGCUGAUGAUCUGGAAAGCCCAUUAUCUGAAGAAUUUCUACAAGAAAUGGGAAACAUCCAGGAGAUUUCUCAAUCCAUUGGUGAGGACAGUUCUGGAAGCUUUAGUUUCACAGAAUACCAGUAUUUAGGAAGCGGUCCAGGAUCUGAUGGAUCUGUUAUUACAGACACCCUCUCACCAGCUUCAAGCCCCUCGUCGGUCACUUACCCAGUGGCUCCCGGUAGUGCUGAUGAACCUUCCAGCAUAGCCUUGAACAUUGAAUGCAGAAUCUGUGGGGACAAAGCCUCAGGCUACCAUUACGGAGUUCAUGCGUGUGAAGGCUGCAAGGGUUUCUUCCGGAGGACCAUCCGGCUGAAGCUGGCCUAUGACAAAUGUGACCGCAGCUGCAAGAUUCAGAAAAAGAACCGGAAUAAGUGCCAAUACUGUCGUUUCCACAAGUGCCUUUCGGUCGGGAUGUCCCAUAACGCAAUUCGCUUUGGACGAAUGCCAAGAUCUGAAAAAGCAAAACUGAAAGCGGAAAUUCUCACCUGUGAACAUGACCCAGAAGAUGCAGAAACGGCAGAUCUGAAGUCCCUCGCCAAGAGAAUUUAUGAGGCCUACCUCAAGAACUUCAACAUGAACAAGGUCAAGGCCCGGGUCAUCCUCGCGGGGAAGGCCAGCAAUAACCCGCCCUUUGUCAUACACGACAUGGAGACAUUGUGUAUGGCUGAGAAGACUCUGGUGGCCAAGUUGGUGGCCAAUGGCAUCCAGAACAAGGAGGCAGAAGUCCGCAUCUUCCACUGCUGCCAGUGCACGUCCGUGGAGACCGUCACUGAGCUCACUGAGUUCGCCAAGUCCAUCCCUGGCUUCGCCAACUUGGACUUGAAUGAUCAGGUCACUUUGCUGAAAUAUGGAGUUUAUGAGGCCAUAUUUGCCAUGCUGUCUUCUGUGAUGAAUAAAGACGGGAUGCUGGUAGCAUAUGGAAAUGGUUUUAUAACUCGUGAAUUCCUAAAGAGCCUAAGGAAACCAUUUUGUGAUAUCAUGGAACCUAAGUUUGAUUUUGCAAUGAAGUUCAACGCGCUAGAGCUGGACGACAGUGAUAUCUCCCUUUUUGUGGCUGCUAUAAUUUGCUGUGGAGAUCGUCCCGGCCUUCUAAACGUGGGACACAUUGAAAAAAUGCAGGAGGGCAUUGUGCACGUGCUCAAACUUCACUUGCAGACCAACCACCCAGACAACACCUUCCUCUUCCCAAAACUCCUUCAAAAAAUGGCAGACCUCCGGCAGCUCGUCACGGAGCACGCGCAGCUCGUGCAGGUCAUCAAAAAGACGGAGUCUGACGCCGCCCUGCACCCGCUGCUGCAAGAAAUCUACAGGGACAUGUACUGAGGGCUUGAAAGUGAGACACACAAGCCACGUGCCAAGGACUUCCAAAGUCAACAGCACUACAGAUGGGAAACGGGAGCAACGUCGGCUUUGCACAAAUUCCACCAUUUUCACCUCAGAGAAUGGGACGGAUGAGCCCUAGGUAACCGGAACCCUAGACCACAUUUCCUUCUUUUUCACACCAGUACUUCUGAGAACGUGCGAAGUAUUAAAAUGCUGGUGACAGGUA
Molecule: messenger RNA, 1914 nt
Organism: Zalophus californianus (California sea lion)
Lineage: Eukaryota; Metazoa; Chordata; Mammalia; Carnivora; Otariidae
Gene: PPARA
Product: peroxisome proliferator activated receptor alpha
Exons: 8
Coding region: 282-1688 (468 amino acids)
Biological process (GO): hormone-mediated signaling pathway; cell differentiation; regulation of lipid metabolic process
Cellular component (GO): nucleus
Molecular function (GO): zinc ion binding; nuclear receptor activity; RNA polymerase II cis-regulatory region sequence-specific DNA binding
Source: RefSeq, a predicted model, not a curated record